GGCGGCGGGGCUGGCUAUUGCAGACGUGAGGGGCGGAGUAGUACUGCUGUGUGGUGUCUGGGGGGGUUCCUCCGCCUGUCUGCCGCUGUGUCCCCGCCCUCCGAUUUUCCUAGUCAUUGGUUGCAGUCUCUUCUCUGUCUGCUGGGCUCUUUCAUUCGCCCCUGGCCCCCGCGUCACGUCCGGUGGCGGAGAAGAAGGCCAAGGCCAGCAGUAGCUACACCCGGGGUACUCGCUAGGUAGACACAAAGAGGCUGCCGUGUGACCUGGGCCUGCUACACAGAAAAUGGAUUUUCCCGGACAUUUUGAACAAACUUUUCAACAAUUAAACUAUCAAAGACUCCAUGGACAGCUGUGUGACUGUGUAAUAGUAGUGGGUAGUCGUCAUUUCAAAGCUCAUCGUUCUGUUCUGGCUGCAUGCAGUACUCAUUUCAGAGCUCUCUUCACAGUGGCUGAGGGGGAUCAGAGCAUGAAUAUGAUCCAGCUAGACAGUGAGGUAGUGACUUCUGAAGCUUUUGCUGCUCUAAUUGAUAUGAUGUAUACAUCUACACUUAUGCUUGGAGAGAGCAAUGUUAUGGAUGUUUUACUUGCAGCAUCUCAUCUGCACUUGAAUUCUGUUGUUAAAGCAUGCAAACACUACCUCACCACAAGGACACUACCCAUGUCUCCCCCCAGUGAUAGGGCUCAAGAGCAAAGUGCUCGAAUGCAGAGAUCUUUUAUGCUUCAGCAACUGGGGUUAAGCAUAGUAAAUUCUGCCUUGAAUUCAAAUCAGAGUAAUGAUGAUCAGCCACAACAGACUUCAUCUGGGCGGAGUAGCAUGGUGGAGCAGAGGGCCACAUUUCCAAUACGACGGCUUCACAAAAGAAAGCAGUCGUCUGAAGAAAGGGCUAGGCAACGCAUGAGGAAUUCUUCCAUUGAUGAAUGUCUCAUAACUGAUGUCACCCCUGAGAACAUGCAGUCCAUGGCUAAUUCUCGUGAAGAAUACUUCUCUCCAGAUUCACUGAAAAUGGUAGACAAUUUGAAAUCUGACUCUGCUCCAGACAACCAGGAGGUUAGCUCUAUCCUAUUCGAUCAGUCAUUUAGUACCCAAGAGGAUACACAAGUACCAAGCCAAUCUGACAACAGCGGGGAAAACAUGUCACGUGCCUCAAUGGCCUCUCGGACCACUCCAGCUGAAACUACUUUUGGACAAGAAAUGGUUUGUGAAAAAAGUCUUUUUUCCACAGAAAACCAUGAGAUCACUGAGAGCGAGAAGAAUCAUUUAAGAGUUAUUGUUAAAUCUGAGCCACUGAGCUCCCCUGAACCCCAGGAUGAGGUUAGUGAUGUCACUUCCCAAGCAGAGGGGAGUGAACCUGUUGAAGGUGUUGCAAGUGCAGAAAAAAUCGAAUUAAGCCCAGAAAGCAGCGAUCGAAGUUUUUCUGAUCCUCAGUCAAGUACUGACAGAGUAGGGGAUAUUCAUAUGUUAGAUAUGACAGCCAAUUUAGAGCACAAGUCUUCUUUCAGCAUUUCUAAUUUUCUGAACAAGAAUAGAAGUAGCAAUCUGAGUUUAAGCCAAAACAGUGACGACAACAUUCCAAACACUACUAGUGACUGCAGAAUGGAUGGAGAGAUGUCUUACCUUGUCAGCCCAGAGGCCAAUUCCAGUUCUCAUUCAUCUGCUACAAUGUCCCAUAUUGAUAACCCCUUCAAUGAUGGGCCAGAUUCUCAUUUUGCUCGUCCAAUGCAAGAUGUAAUGUCUUCUGGAUACAGAGGGACAGAUCCAUUUGGGAUGGACUACCCAAGGUCUGGUUUAGGGCUUCACUCUAUGUCUAGAUCUAUUAUGGGCAAUGGAAGGGGUAGUAGAGCUUGCAACUUUCCAAAUUAUCGCCGUAUUGCUCCAAAGAUGCCAAUUGUAACUUCUGUAAGGGGCAAUCAGCUGCAGGAUAGUAACUCAAAUUCUCAACUUAUGAUGAAUGGGGCAAGUUCUUCCUAUGAAAAUGGGCAUACAUCGCAGCAGGGGCCACCACAAUUGACCAGGGCUUCUGCUGACGUUCUUUCAAAAUGCAAGAAAGCGCUCUCUGAGCAUAAUGUGUUGGUGGUUGAAGGUGCUCGCAAAUAUGCCUGCAAAAUUUGUUGUAAAACUUUUCUGACUUUAACAGACUGUAAGAAGCACAUCCGUGUACACACUGGUGAAAAACCUUAUGCCUGUUUGAAAUGUGGUAAAAGGUUUAGCCAGUCAAGUCACUUAUAUAAGCAUUCCAAAACUACUUGCCUUAGGUGGCAAAACAGCAAUCUAAAUACAACCAUCAUUUAAAAUACCUUUAGCCUCACCUUUACAAAGAAAUGAAACUAAAAAUAUGUUCAUGUUUGUGCGGAAGCAGCAAGUCGUCUUUGAGGCAUUGGAAGACUGACACAUUGUGAAUAAGUAAUCCAUGAUACAAAUGGAGUAAAAAAAAGUGGUCUUUGUAAAAACAUAAACUGACUUUUACCUCUUUCUACUUGAGGUACAAGCAAAUACUUACUUUGUUUAUGUAUGUUAAUGUAAAAAAAAAAAAAAAAAAAAGUUAACUAUGGAAACUAACAUACUUUUAACUAAGUUUGUGUACGCCUUGAAACAUUUUAGUGGGAAUUUUUUUUUUCUCCCUCACCCAUUUCUGGAAAUACUGUAAUUGUCUCCCUAAAUUAUUAAGAAGAAAUUACAUUUUACAGUUAAAGAAAAUAUUUAAUUCUUACCAAUAAAAGGAUCUCUAUGGCCA
Bombina bombina (fire-bellied toad) is the source of this 2732-nucleotide messenger RNA. It is a transcript of the gene ZBTB5, whose product is annotated as zinc finger and BTB domain containing 5. Gene Ontology annotation, cellular component: nucleus. The coding region runs from base 284 to 2290 and encodes 668 amino acids. Lineage: Eukaryota; Metazoa; Chordata; Amphibia; Anura; Bombinatoridae. Gene Ontology annotation, biological process: regulation of transcription by RNA polymerase II. Gene Ontology annotation, molecular function: protein binding; RNA polymerase II cis-regulatory region sequence-specific DNA binding; DNA-binding transcription factor activity, RNA polymerase II-specific. The transcript has 2 exons. The record is from RefSeq and is a predicted model, not a curated record.